GGCAGGACCCAGAACCGUAACCUGUCACCGUGUUUAAGCUAGCUACUUCCGAUUUCUUUGGGUUUUUCCUGAGAGAAAGUUUGAACAACUAACAAAAGAUCCAGUACAGCACCAGCCGGCAAAAUAGAGCUCAGAGAUGUCAUCACCACAGCCAGAGAUGGAGUCAGAACAAAGUGACCUUGAAAUGUCGGACACUGAUAGUCUGGCAAAAGAGCUGAGAGGAGUGGUGAUGGAGGAGGAAGAGGAAAAGGAGGAGACAAUGAAAAACACUGUCCUCCUUAUUGAACACACAGAUGACAAUCCUGAACCAGGCAAUACUAAGAUAAGUGAAAUGGAUCUCGUCGUGUUUAAUACUCAGAAAGCAUUGACAGAGGCCCAGUUGAAGAAGGAGAAGUCUGAGAUUUUGAAGACUCAAAAGGCCGUUACUGGAAAGAAUGAAUUUAUCAAAAUGCUUGCAUGCAUGUAUGAGGCAGAAGUUUGCAGCCAUGAAGAAUUUAUCAUGGAUUUUGAGAAGAAAUCUGCAGAUAAGAAUUAUGCAGAAGCUACAAAGGCUAAAGAGGAGCUGGAUGCUGUGAUUGAGAAGCUAACUGAUGGGACACUUGAAAGUGAAUUCGCAGAGGGAGUCCUGAAUAAAUAUAAGAGUUACAAGAACCUUCUGUUCAAUCUGUUGCUUCUGCAGGAAGCAGAGACUUCGAAAGCCAAAGUCUUGAUUAACAAAGAUGAUCAGAAUGAGAUGAAGUCUGAACCUCAAAAGAGAGUAGUUAGAAAGGGUUCGGAGAGAGAUUUGGAGUCCAGUCUGGGUCAAGUGCUGCCUUCCACCAAAGACCCCACACUGUCCUCAGCCUACAGCGACACUGUGGUCCCAGAUUCUACCCUGGAUGUGAACAGCACAGAAUAUGAGGAGUACUUUUCUAAUCCCCAGCAGCUGGUGGGUCUGUUGUCAGAUUUGACAGACCUGAACUUGUCUCAGAAUCAGAACUCCACCGGUGAGGACAACAUACUGGAGCAGACCACUGAGUUAGCCUCAGAGAAAAUGAAAGAGUUGGAAGAGAGGCUACCAUCGCUGGUAUGUAACAUGAAGGACAGAAUUGUCAAAGAACAGGAGAGAGCUGUCAUGCUUGGAAAGCAGGUUCAGCUCCACGAGGCAGUAAAAAUACAGGACAGGGAUAUCUUGGAUGCAGUGGAUAAGAAGGUGACAGAAGUGCAUUUGUGCUUCGUCGAUUGCUGGAUGACGGACCUCAGCAUCACUGAGAAGCUGUGUAAUGCUGAGCACCGUAUGUCUUUAAUGCUCCAGCAAAUUGAGAGCAUCCCUGAAGACACAUUUAAGACACUGCAGCAUAUCAACAACACGGAAUGGAGGAACAGGCUGCAUGAGGAAAAGCUGCAGCUGGAGAUCGCGAAACAGAAAGAAAAGUUAGCAAAGUACCUUAGAAGAUCUCUGCCUGAAGCUAAGAAAAUUACUGGGAGAAAGCUCAUGCCCAGAUGCUUCCCUGUCAAGCAGAAUAUUCAAGUCGUUGAGGAGGCUCCUGUCUCCCCUGAGGAGGACCUCAAUUCCUACCUCUUCUCUGAGGACUCAGAUUAAAACUCAGGUUCUCAUGCCAUUCAAAGUACAAAAAUGCAGUAAAAAUACAGCCGUUUGCAUAUGAUUGAAUCACUGUGAUCAUAUCAAAAUCUGUUUAUCAAACACAUUUCCUUACUAAGACUCCAUGCAGUCUAUGGGUACAUGCACAUGUAGAUACCUCUGACAUAAACAAAAAUCUGGAGUCUAAGAGAGCAACAUUUUUCUUGUUACCACAUUUUAAGGACAUGAUCUUUUUAUUAGAUGUUGCCAUGUUUAGUUCACAACAUAAGAUAUUACUGGUGAAUGUGAUCAGAAGUGAUGCUAGUGCAUGACUGGUUAGGUUCUCACCAAUAGACAUGCAAGAGAGUCUUCUGAACUAUCAACUAUCAAGAAGUAGCUUUGAAUGGAAAAACUGUUCUCAGGAAAUUACGUCUGUAGAUAUUCAAUUUUUCACUACAAAUUCAUAUUUUACUGUUUUGACUCCAUUUUACAGUCACAAAUUCUCAGGUGAAUUCGUCUUUUGCCCAUGAUAUCUCAAAAUGUAAAUAGUUAUUUUAGUUGAAUGUCCAAACUUUUAUUUUGUAUAAUAUCAGGAAGUGCGUGCAAAUUGUUCGAAGUAUAGCAACAGACCAUAAUAACUUUUUAAUAACAUACAUAUUGUCUUCUAAAAUCAUCACUAUAUCAAUGUUCUUCAGUUGUGUCUUUAAGAGGGAUCUGUAUGUAAAUAAUUUCAUUCAUGGGAUUUACAAGAAAACAUCUCGGUCUUGUUGCUCAGUCAGCAGUCCCAAAAGAUUUUUUGACGUUUGAAGAAUCAAAAAGUUCAGACACAUUAAAUUGUCAAUAUUCUAAUUUAGUUAUCCAGGGAUGAAAAAUAUAGCCCUGAUCUUAAUCUGGGAUUGAAUGUAUCAAUUCCACAAUUUUUCAGAAGUCCAGAAUAUCUACAGUCCAGUAAAUGUAAAAUAAAACUACAAAAGCACUCAGAGAGUGCAGUACUCCGCCAAGGCUGUUCAUUCCCCCAUAUGGCAUUGUCAGAAAUGCAGCAAUUUUUAUAUAAAUGCAACAUAGUUAUUGGUGAUCAGAAAUCAUGGCAACACACAAUGUGGCCAUUUAAUAUAGAUGUACAGACAGACAAACCAACGCUGAUUGUCACAUAACCUCCACCGCGUUACUUGGCAAAUUAGUAACACUUCACUCUGCUAUAAACAGGUUCUACACAGUUGGACAUAAAAGAAGUACACCUUCCUACAAAAUAUGUAAUUGCAACAAACACAUCAGUAAAGUAACAAAAUGAACAUAAAAAUUAUAGUUUCAAAGAAAUACACACUGUAUCGUGGUCUGAGAAAUACAUAUUUACAGUGUUCACCUGUACACAGUGUUUUCUGUUGACAUACACAUGGUCCAAUAAUGUACCAUAGUCUGUGGUAGGUACUCUCACUUGCUGGGCAAAACCAAAGUCCUCCAUGAUGGUAAAAAUGUGGUGAUGGGGAUUCAAUGAGAUCGAUGUUAAAAUCCCCCGUGGAGAUGGUUAGGACAUCUGUCGGCAGGGAUUUCAUGAGGCUUUGCAGGCUGGAAAUGAAUGUUGGUGUAGUCAAAGAUGAUGGCCUGUAGAGAGUAACAAUGUUGAUUUUUGUUGGCAUUUCAUGACCCUUUCAGCUGUGUAUUCUAGCUGGUUGGCUGUCAAGUUCAUUUCCUGAGACGAGAUAUCUUCUCUAGCAAUCAUCAUCACACCACCUCCUUGCCCUACUGUGACAUGACUGUCUGCUCUGAAGCAGACAGAUAAUCUGAUUCCCACCACAGAGCCAGCUUUUUUAACCAGUUUGUUCAGACACCUUGCAUCCUUGUGUUUUAUACUGCCCCCCAGCUGACUGCAGCAUAAAACAGAACACUUGCCAGCACAGACUGAUAAAACAUCUGCAGCAUCUUACUGCAGAUGUCUAUUGAUCGGAGUCUUCUGAGGCAAAAGAGGCGGCUCUGCCCCAUUUUGUAGAUGAAGUCUAUGUUUUUAGACCAGUCCAACUUAUUAUCCAGAUGUACACCUAAAUAUUUAUACGAUGUCACCACCUCGAUGUCCACGCCACAAGUGUUCACUGGCUGAAGAGGGGGUUUGGAUCUGCAGAAAUCUAUGAUCAUUUCCUUUGUCUUUGAGGUGUUGAGUAGCAGGCAGUUUGUGUGACUCCAGUGACUGAAGGCACUUAUCAGAUCCCUGUAUUUGGCUUCAUGUCCAUUUCUGAUACAUGUCACAAUAGCAGUGUUAUCAGAGUAUUUCUGUAUGUUGCAGGACUCAGUACUGUAUUUGAAGUCUGAUGUAUACAGUGUGAAGAGGAAUGGAGCCAGGACUGUUCCUUGUGGUGACCCAGUACUGCUCAUUAAUGUCCCAGAAACACAGCAACAUAGAAUCUGGCCAUUUAAUAUAGAUCUACCCACAAACUAAAUGAAUAAAUAAAACAUUACUUUGUGGUGAGUACAGGUGUGUGUUAUGCAUGUGGACAUCAUGUACGGAUACCGAAUCGCGUGACCUAAAUAUGUAGCGGGCUGUGUGAAUUGAUGCAGGCAGCUGACGUGCCACUGUCUUGCAAUGACACAGAAAUCUGUAACAAAUCUGUGGCUCCAGACUGUAAGCUGCAUUACUGCCAAAAUCUAAUCAGGUGAUCCUUGUGUCAUUUUAAACCUUCCCUGAAAAUUUCAUCCAAAUCUGUUAGUCCGUUUUUGAGUAAUGCUGCUAACAGACAGACAGACAGACAGACAGACAAACCAACACAGAUUGUCACAUAACUCCACUGCGUUCCUUGGUGGAGUAAUAAUGAAUACAAGAGGAGAUGCUCAAUAUAUUAAAAAAAAAAAAAAAAAAUCACUGAAUAUUUUUGAAUGAAGUUUCAUGUUGAAUUUCCCCACUUCAUUAUAAAAUUAAACUCUGUUUUUUUAAUCAGGCAUUUUAAUGUGUAGUUUGAAAGCUCUUUUUCUGUUUUUGUAGUAAUCAGCCUGGGAGCAUACACUGAGGGGCCUUCCAUAAUUUAGACAGUGCCAUAAUCUCUUAGCCAGCUCAGAAGUAUUAACCCCAAUACAGUAUUUACCCUCCCCAUUAUCACCAUCAUUGACCCUGCUGGUCUCACACUGUCACCAGCUUACCCACUUACUGCACACUGGCCAAACACUAACACCUCCAUCAUCCAUUACACACAGACUGCCUCUCCUCUGAUAUUUGUCCUCCUAUUAUGGCUUUCUAGUCCCUACUCUAUAUUGAUCACUGCCAAUGCCUUGGCAGUUAUUACCCAUUAAGAGUGAGUAACACAGCAUCAGUGUAUAAUUUCACACUCCCUUUCAUGCUUGCCUUUGUGGUAAUCUAAACUAACGGUAUCAAAAGAAAAGUCCAGUGUUUCUGUUAAAAUCAUGAAUGAGCUCUAAAGAUGUCAUUAUUAUAAUUGAGGGUUCAGUGCUUUUCAUCCACACGGUUGUCACCACGGCUUUCAAGCAGAUGGACCUGGUGUUCAUUAGGUGCUAAGUGAUGAAUGAUGGUGAUGCAGUGGAAUGCAGAGAGUCUAGGAGGGGGGCUGAUCAUAAACAAAGCACCCACAGGUGCUGAAAUAAUUUGGGAUUUGUUUUACUUUUUGUGUCCUUGUGUGGCAGAAUCAUGAGAGAUUUCAUUCACUGAUUCAAUAUGCUUAAAAUUUUAAUCUAUAACGCCUCCAUAGCUGCCUGGUACACUAAAAAAUAAUUGUUGAGCUCAAAUUUUGUUAUGGUAACUUCUAAUAAAACUAUGUUCAACCAACAAAGUACAUUGAGUUAGGGGAAUUAGUUUUUCUCUGUACAAUCUAAGUUAUUUUUAAUUAUCAUAUUGUCCAAGCAUGUUAAAGUAGGGAAGGAGACUUGGAAAAAUAAUGUCAAAAAUAGCCCAUUAGGUUACCUUAACUUGAAUUUAUUUUUUAACCAACCAACUGAAAAUGUUAGUUCACUUUACCACACAAUAUUAAGUUAAUGCAAUUACUUAUUAUGUCAGCCCACCCCGCAGAAUAACAAUUUAAAAGGUUUAUCUAAAUGACUAAGUUAGAUUUUUUUAAAUAUUGUAACCGUGCAUUUAGUUAAGCGAAGGGAAUAGGUUUAAGAGUGUACAUGUACAAGCAUUUUAUUAAAGAAGCAGUCCACCGAUUUUACAUGACGUUUAGUUUACUUGUCAUAACAGUAGAACUUGAAUACGACUUCUGAGGCCAGGAAAGGCGCUUUCCCAAAAAACAUAUCAGUGAUGAUCUAAUGAUGCUCUAACCUACUGAAAUAUGCCUUUAUAUGCAUUCUUGCACUCUUGAUAGCACCCUUUUAAACUUUACCAAAUGCUGACACAUCUUUAAUGCAUUAGGUGAAGAAAUACAAGAAAUGACAUUGCUCUUGCAAAUUUUAGGCAAAAAUUAAGACAUUGUGUAGUGUAGUACUCUCAUGCUCCUAGGCUUUCACUUUUCACUUGGUGCCAUCUGUUGGUUAUUGCAGGUAAUACAUGUAAAUGAGUUGAUGAUCUGUGGUUUAAGGCAUCUGUCCUUUCAGAUGAUUUUCUCAGUAUAACAUUUAAGACAGUCUGAAAAUACAGUCCAAUGGAUUCAUAUAUCUGUGAAUUCCUAAAUAAUACUGUUUGGCAGGAGUUUCUGUCUGAGUAUGUUAUGUGUAUGUGACUUACUGGUUGUUAUUGUGCAGGCGAAACAAAUGUGAGGUUUGCAUGAAGAA
Amphiprion ocellaris (clown anemonefish) is the source of this 6268-nucleotide messenger RNA. RefSeq names its product coiled-coil domain-containing protein 38-like. The record is from RefSeq and is a predicted model, not a curated record. The transcript is spliced from 14 exons. Bases 137 to 1582 code for a protein of 481 amino acids. NCBI's taxonomy places the organism in Eukaryota, Metazoa, Chordata, Actinopteri, Pomacentridae.